UGAAGAAGAAGAAGGAGAAAAAGAAGAGGGUGGGGGGGCAGGCAGCUUCUGACAGUGAACCGCUCCCCCACCAGUCAACAGAAGACAUUACCGGACAGCUCGGUGUAAAUACAAUAGUAACGUUUACUAUUCACGGGAGACACGUUUUACAACUUUGAGCCGAUUAGUUGGUUCCUGCCCGCACUAGUCCAACGUUAUCGUUGGUGAUGAUGGCAAACUGAGUAAACACUGUUGCUUCGAGUUUUUGCAUAACGUUAAGUUACCUUAGAUAGCUAGCUAUAACGCAAGGUAUCUAGCAAGCAAAAGCUAGGUAAGUUUAACCUCAGUGUUUACGGCGCGUCGAGUAGCCAGUUGCUCUAGUCUGUCAAGUUAUCGACACAAAGCCAGGUGGCCAGGUACUUGGUAAAGAUGGGUGACAUAAACCCAUCGACAUCCAAUGCAUUUCAGUCGGAGGGUUUCAGUCCGCCAUACCGGAGGAGGACAGUAGAGGAUUUUAACAAGUUUUGCACUUUCGUCUUGGCCUAUGCCGGUUACAUCCCAUACCCCCAAGAGGACUCUCCACUGCGCAGUAGUUCCAGUCCUCCCAACAGUACAGGCAGCACCGCUGACAGUGAUGGCUGGACUCCGGGACCCCCAACCCCUUGCCCACAGCGCCCUCCCAAGGUCCCCCAGGACAGGAGCAGGAAACGUCCACAGCCAGGAGCCACGCUGUCCAGUCACGCGAAAGAUUACACAAUCACCAACCUGCACCCAGAUGACCGCAGGAAAGGUGACAAGCUGAAGAAGAAGAAAAGGAGAAAGGAGAGGGAGCAUUCAGUUGGUGAGGAAAGCCGGGUUCAGCAGGCCCACUCAACGGUUCCAGAGCUGCAGCACCCCAUCUCCUUUGGUGGCCGAACGAUCAAAGAAGAGCCUGAAGAUGAUUUCUGCAUUCCCCUCCACCCCCAGCACCUGCCUAACCCAGCCCCCUGCAAGGAGGAGCCCAAGGAAGAGCGUCGAAACUGGGAUGGUCAAGACCUUGAAGAAGGGAUGGUAAAGGUACAGAAGGUGGAGGGCCUUUCAGGAAACAGAACAGUGUUCCGCCAGGGGAAACAGGUGGUGUUCAGAGACGAAGAUGGAUCAGGCGAGGAUGAGGACAUCAUGGUAGACUCCGAUGACGACUCGUGGGACCUGGUGACGUGUUUCUGCAUGAAGCCUUUUGCGGGCCGGGCCAUGAUCGAGUGUAACCAGUGUAACACCUGGAUCCAUCUGUCGUGUGCUAAGAUCCGCAAGAGCCAUGUGCCAGAGACAUAUGUGUGCCAGAGCUGCCGAGAGUCCCGCGGAACCGCAGACGCCCGCCGCUCCCACCGCUCGCGCAUAGGCCCACGCAAGCAUCUGCUUGACUGACCCCAGGCCGAACCCUGAACUCUGACCCCUUUCCACUCCUGCUUCCCCUCCACUUGCUGGACUGUCCCUUCCUCCAAUUCAGGUCUUGCACCCUUCGGUCUCUGUCCUUCAUGGUCAGCCAUGAACCCACAUUUUCUA
Molecule: messenger RNA, 1521 nt
Organism: Sander lucioperca (pikeperch)
Lineage: Eukaryota; Metazoa; Chordata; Actinopteri; Perciformes; Percidae
Gene: phf13
Product: PHD finger protein 13
Exons: 5
Coding region: 409-1383 (324 amino acids)
Biological process (GO): mitotic chromosome condensation
Molecular function (GO): chromatin binding
Source: RefSeq, a predicted model, not a curated record